GCGAAGCUCGAGCUGCUCGUCGGCACGGUGACGUCCGCGGAGCCGCACGAGGGCGCGGACGCGCUCUUCAAGACCUGGGUCGACUGCGGCGAGGCCGAGGCGCGCACCGUCGGCGCGGGGCUCCGCGCCCACUACGGCGACGCGGCGGAGCUCGUGGGCGCGCGCGUGCUCGUGCUCUCGAACACGAAGCCGCGGAAUUUGGCGGGCUUCAAGUCCGCGGGCAUGCUCCUCUGCUCCACGGACGCGGACGGCGCGACGGCGCUGCUCCGCGCGCCGGAGGGCGCGAAGAACGGCGACCGCGCGACCUUCGCGGGGCUGCCGGAC
This is a messenger RNA of Aureococcus anophagefferens, 324 nucleotides long. RefSeq lists its product as hypothetical. The transcript has a single exon. The record is from RefSeq and is a predicted model, not a curated record. The annotation marks the transcript as partial. Gene Ontology annotation, molecular function: tRNA binding. NCBI's taxonomy places the organism in Eukaryota, Pelagophyceae, Pelagomonadales, Pelagomonadaceae.